CUGACAAUAUCCAAACAUCUACAAUUGCAAAAGAUAAUGACAACUUAAGUGUUGGUAAGGUAACAGAAUUCAAUAUCCUGAAUGUUACUGAUGAAUCCUUGCUUGAAGUGGGAGCGGUGGAUGUCUUUUCUCAAAAAAUGCCUGACACUAUUCAAACAUCUACAGUUGCAAAAAAUAACAACUUAGGUGAUUGUAAGGUAGCAGAAUCUAAUAACCUGAAUGUUACUACCAUUUCCUUGAUCGCUGUUUGUUGUGUUCUUGCGAUCUUAGUAAUUGUUUUCUUCGUAAUCAGCAUUAGAAACAAAGGACACAAAGUGAAACCAUGGAUUAUUUCCAUUGACAAAGAUAAUGAAAAAGGGGAAUCUCGAAUGCUGCCAGAAGAACCGAAAAUCGAAGAUAAUGCAUGUUUAUAUCAUGCUCGGUUCAAAACAGAUGGUAAUGAUGGCAUAGAUGAAAGUAACAUACUUUCAGGUAAUAGACAACCGGAAAACAAAGACGCCACCUAUAGCGUUGUCAAUGAUGACCUGAAAGCUGCUUGCAGAAUUCUUCCAUCCGUAUUGGAGACUCCACAAGAGCCACCUUGCUUAACCAACGUCUAUGAUCCAUUCCAGGAGGUCAGUUUAUCACCAGAAGGUUGGAUGAGGUCUCGAAUUGGAAGCACCCCAUCUUAUCGAUUUGCCAGAGGGUUUCAACUUCAGAACAGCACUGCAUCAACAUAUGAAUGCAGUAUAAGGCCGUUUUCUCGGUCAACCAACGUUGUCUCAGAGAUGGAGAGCUCCUACGAAGAUAUGAACAAAACAUCGUGGUCUUCGUCAAUGUGUUGACGUGCCUUAAACCUAGAGUUAGUGGUUGACCAUUGUCAUCUAUAAUUUCAUUUCCUGAUAUACAGAUUAAGCACAUGCUUAAAACUUAUUACUAGUAGCAAGCGCGCAAUCCACAGUGCAUCAUGAGCAGAAAUUUUCCAACAGCAAGUGAACACUACGCAGAAGUGAUAAUAUCUCAAAAGUUCGAAUUUAUAUUAAUUUUGCGCGCAUGCCUACUUUAAAGACUAGUUAAUUUAUUUAUAUCACCAAUGAAAAUACCCACAACACAAACUAUAUGCCAAAUCCAGUAUGCAUAGUUUAGUUGGAUGUAACUUAUCAUUUUAUUGUCUGUUUACAGUGACGUAAAUAUAUUAAUUAAUAAUAUAUUUUAAUUGCGAAACGCCACAAAUUAUUGUUCACAGCUCUUUAACUGGAUGCUCACUAUAUGCGCACAGCUUUUAAUUUUGGGUAUUAUUGAUAAGCCGGUGACAUUUUACAUAGUGCCAGGGGCGUCUAGUUCAAUUAUGAUGCGGCUUUCUUGUAUUAUAUUUUUUCAUCCCAUAAAAU
Anneissia japonica is the source of this 1370-nucleotide messenger RNA. RefSeq lists its product as uncharacterized. Lineage: Eukaryota; Metazoa; Echinodermata; Crinoidea; Comatulida; Comatulidae. Bases 138 to 824 code for a protein of 228 amino acids. The transcript is spliced from 6 exons. The record is from RefSeq and is a predicted model, not a curated record.